AUGCGGAAAGGACCCAAAGGCGGAUGUCACGGUCCGUUGGUGGAUUCGAACCAUGUCCUUUUGUUUGGAUUUGGUUUGGAGCUUGUUGAGGAGUGCGAUACUCGUACUGUAACCUCACCAUCAACUGACGAGAUUGGAGGUAAUAAGAUGGGCGCCCAAAGCUCAAAAGCAGCACGGAGGUUCCCACCACGACCAACCUCAGGUGCAUCUCCAUCCACACCAACACCUACGCCGACAGCGACACCUUCCGCCGCCCCACCUCACAUGAACCUCGGGCCUCAUCAACCACUACAUGCCAAUCAAGCUACGACGGCAUCCACAGAGACAAAAGAGGAUCCCCGAGAGGAGCAUAAGCGACUGUUGGAGCAUUAUCAACAGAUGGCUUUUGAUGUGCAUUCUAUACCCAAGCGAGAGUACAGAAAGGACAACGAACUUCUCAACAUUCUGGCAAAACGCGACCAAAACACUGUCCAAGACCAACGCCCCCCAUCCGCCCAAACCCUUCCAGGUACCCUCAGAAGACUACCUACCCGUGAUAUAGCAGAUCUAUUUGCCCUCCGACGCAUGGCAGGCCCUGCUGCAUGGCCUCCAUCCAAACUGGCGGAAAAAUAUGGAUUGGAUGAAAAGAUAGUGGACAUUUUGUUGAGAUAUUAUAAUACCCAUGAGACGGUUGGGAUGGCGGGAGGGAGUGAGCGCAUGGAUGGGAUUUGGGUGGAGGAUUUGGUGGAGUUUCGAAAAAGGGAGGCCAAAGGAAAAGGGGGUUUGUAGAUUGUAUUCGAACUGGGAUUUGGUAUCUUAGUGUGGAGGUGAUUGAAAAUGGCACUAGAACUCAUUAUUAUCCGGAUUAAUCCGGUUAGUCAUAUCGCAUAAUCAGCAUCCCCUCUAUCACUCAGAUUGGUGUGGCAUGCAUGCUAAUGU
This is a messenger RNA of Spizellomyces punctatus DAOM BR117, 918 nucleotides long. RefSeq lists its product as uncharacterized. The transcript has 2 exons. Lineage: Eukaryota; Fungi; Chytridiomycota; Chytridiomycetes; Spizellomycetales; Spizellomycetaceae. The record is from RefSeq and is a predicted model, not a curated record. Bases 1 to 768 code for a protein of 255 amino acids.